Penicillium angulare is the source of this 996-nucleotide messenger RNA. RefSeq names its product aldo/keto reductase family protein. The record is from RefSeq and is a predicted model, not a curated record. The transcript has 2 exons. Bases 1 to 996 code for a protein of 331 amino acids. Gene Ontology annotation, cellular component: cytoplasm. Lineage: Eukaryota; Fungi; Ascomycota; Eurotiomycetes; Eurotiales; Aspergillaceae.
AUGCCGAUGCUAGCAGGAAAGCCCAUCAGCCAGAACGGCCUCGGUCUAAUGCGGCUGACCUGGAAAGAUGAUGUAACACCAGAUGAAAAGGCAUUCAAAAUCCUCAAAGCCGCUUUGGCAGCUGGUGUCAAUGUCUGGAACGGGGCUGAUUUCUACGGAACCCCGGACCAAAACACGCUUCAUUUGAUGAAUCGCUACUUCACCGCGUACCCCGAAGACGCAGAAAAGGUUGUCUUGACCAUUAAGAGCGGCAUAGUGGAUAUGCGAACUUUUCGACUCGAUUGCUCGCCGGUCAGUGUACGGAACUUUGUGGACCGCGCCAACGAAAUCCUCGACGGUAAAAAGAAUAUCGACAUCUUUGGUUGCGGUCGGGUGGAUAAAAAUGUACCUAUUGAGGAUACUGUGGGUGCUCUGGCAGACUUAGUCAGAGAAGGAAAGAUUGGCGGUAUUCAGUUGAGCGAGGUCGGCUCUGAUACCAUUCGGCGCGCGGCAAAAGUGGCCAAGAUCGAUAUGGUCGAGGCGGAGAUUAGUCUGUGGGCGACUGAUGUACUUGAGAAUGGUGUUGCGGAAACAUGCGCUGAGCUGGGGAUCACUAUGGUUGCCCACACGCCUCUCGGCGCGGGUAUGCUCACAGGCCAAAUCAGGAGCCUUGAUGAUAUGCCAGCUAAUGACCAUCAUCGAUUCUUUCCACGUUUCCAGCCCGGGAAUUUUGAUACGAACUUGAAGCUAGUUGAUAAGAUCAAAGAGAUGGCAGAUGAUAAGGGGUGCACGGCUCCUCAAUUAUCACUGUCUUGGAUCAAGGCUCAAAGUCGUCAGCCUAAUAUGCCCGUAUUUGUUCCCGUUCCCGGUGCAAGGUCGGAAAGCAGAGCCUUGGAAAAUGCAGUGGAUAUCGACUUGUCAGAUCAUGAUCUCAAGGAGAUCAGGUCAAUUUUGGAUAACUUCCCCGUCGCCGGCCAUAGAUAUCCUCCAGCUGCUGCUCAGCUUACUGAGUACUAG